UUUAAUAUCUUCUUCCAACUCCCGGCCAAACUAAUCUCCCUAAAUCCACUCCCUUCAAAACCGUUUCCCGAUUAAUUGCUCACGUCGAGGAGAAUUUAGUGUACUCAUCCUGCAUUCCUCUCGUCUUCUAGGUUUAUUUGCUUCUUUCGAUUAGAGUGCUUCCCUUGUCAGUUAUGUUUUAUUUUAUUUCUUCCCCUAUCUUCCUAAUUUUCAUAUAUUGUAACUAUCAGUAACUAACAAACAGGAAAAUUAAUAAUGGAGUUUUACUUGUGUUAGUCUUGCUUCUGUUUAGUAUAUUCCAAUUGAAAUUAUCUUCUCCCUCUUCGGUAUUCUUGCGACAUUUGGGUUAUGAAAACCAAAUAUAUGAUCGAAUUCUCUAUUUUCUACAAUUAUAUUCUAAAGUUGUCAUUUGGUAACAUUAUUAUACCAAGAUUUGUUAGAUCAUGAGAACAUAUUAAUUUUUACAUUAGUUUUUCAUACGAAACUGUUAAAAAAAAGUAACAAUUGUCCUCUGGUUGAAUUUUGAAAUUCAUUGUUUUAUAUGUUAUAAAGCAUAGAGGAGUUCACAUGCCAAUUUUGAUGAUCUGCAACAAAAUUUUUACAUGUGCAUCAUUUGUCAUUUACCGUAUUUUAAAUGUAGAUUUUGUAGCAUAGUACCAUUUUUAUUGCCUUAAUGAUUCAUUAACACUUGUUGUCUUUGGGAAUCAUACUUCCUGAUUUUAUCAAAAUCAUUAUUAGUUUUGCUGUGCCCUGGUUGUCUAUGGGUUAACCUUGCCUACUAUAUCAUCUUCUGUGAACAUUAUUUCAACCACAUCAUACCUAGUUGUAAAAUCAACAUAAUGAAAUGGUCCCAUUUUAUGUUUCGUUCUCUUACUAUGUGUAUAUGGUGCAGCUAGCAGGAAAACAAGGCCACACAAACUUAUGCUAAUAUAUUUCUUUCGAUACAUCUUCUGGUGAGAUUUUAUAUAUUUGUGAUAUUAAUGUUAGGAGGAAUAUACAGGAAAAGCUCCAUGCUUACUCAUACUAAGGAUCAUGACGGAAAGACAUUCCUAGAUGACAAAGCGAAAAAAGUUCAUUAUUUUAUUGAGUCUAGACGUGCGGAUUUGAAACUAUUAGAAGAGGAAGUUGAUGAAAAUGAGUUGUUUUAUACAACUGUUGGAGGACAUGACUAUAUAAGAAGAAUUUAUGGGCUUGACUCAUAUGGCAGAUCCAUUUUUCAUGUAGAUUAUUCUAAAGCAUGCACUUCACCAGAUACAAAUUCCGAGAAACAUCAUCUCGAGACCAAGAUCCAAAAGCUAGAGGAAACUAUAGUGCAACAAAGAAGCGACUUGGAUGAAGUGAGAAACACGAUCAAUAAUAUGAGAAACGUGAUUAGCUAGUGAUAUCUUCUUUAAUUGUUCGUUUAUCAUUUGUAGCUACAUUUUAGGUUUUAAAUAAUUAGUCUCACAUUUUGGACAAAGUACGAAAACAUUGGAUGAUACCAUAUUUUUAUUAAGAAUUUAUGUAGCUUUGUUUUAUUUUAUUUUGCAUUUUCAUAAUGUUUGUUGUGAGAAAAU
Molecule: messenger RNA, 1556 nt
Organism: Lactuca sativa (garden lettuce)
Lineage: Eukaryota; Viridiplantae; Streptophyta; Magnoliopsida; Asterales; Asteraceae
Source: RefSeq, a predicted model, not a curated record